Messenger RNA from Dovyalis caffra, 462 nucleotides. Lineage: Eukaryota; Viridiplantae; Streptophyta; Magnoliopsida; Malpighiales; Salicaceae. The record is from the annotation of a GenBank genome assembly.
GGUGGCCGGUAGGCGUAUCGCCUCGCGGGUGGCCGGCGGCAUGCGGCUCGCUCGGUACGAGCCGGUGGGCCUACUACCUUGUGGGUGGUCGUGGGUGGCCGGUAGGCCUACCGGCUUUCGGGUGGACGAGCGGCCACCGGCUCGCGAGCACGAGCCGGUAGGCCUACCGGCUAGCGGGUGGCCGACGGGCACGGUGCUAGUAGGCCUAUCGCCCUACGAGUGGCAAGCGGCCACCGGCUCGUGGGCACGAGCCGAUAGGCCUACCGGCCCGCCGGCUCGGACCAAUAAGCCUAUCGGCUCGCGAGCACGAGCCAAUAGGCCCGUAAUGUUAGGAUCCUCGGAUGCUGAAGUUGCGAGUUCAACUCAUCCAAAACCGAGUCCAACAACGGAUACAAUUGCUAUUGGCUCUUCAUCAAACACACAAGUGAGCACAAAGAUGAAGAGAAAAGCAAUGAGGCCAAG